AUGAUGCACAACUCGCCAUUAUUUAAUGGCAAGAGGAACGACUUCUUUGCAGGUAAUUCCAGUUUGAACUCAAUAUUCAAUGGAUACCAGGGCAUCCAGAAGAGCAGGUCAUACAGUCCAUCCUACUCCACCAACUUUAAUGUUAAGCCACAAUCACCAAACUUAAAUGGAAACAACAACAACAAUAAUAACAACAACAAUUAUAAUCCAAACAACAAUAACAACAAUAAUAAUAAUAACAAUUAUAAUCCAAAUAACAACACUCCAAACAACAACAACAAUAAUAAUAAUGGAGGAGGUGGUGGACUCACCAACUCAGUCAGCUUUGGUGGAUUCGAUUACCAGAGUCCCAAGUUCCUCAGUUCACCAACCAAUAUGAAUGGUAGUGUUAGUAAUGCAAAUGCCAACAACAAUAUGAUGAUGAUCAAUAAUGGAAAUGGAAUGGUAAAUGGCAUGGGCAAUGGCAUGGGCAACAACAAUCAUUUACAUCCAUAUUAUCAACUGACUGAUCAAGUGUCACCACGUCAACUGGCUCAACAACAAUUGAUCCAACAACUGCUGGAACAACAACAGCAGACCGCCCAACUGUUCAAACAACAACAAGAGUACCUAGCACAACAACAAAAGGCCCAAGAAGAGAAAGAGCGCAUCCUUCUCCAGCAGCAACAACAACUUCUUCUCCAACAACAACAACAACUGUUGCCAUCGUCCAAGGUUGACAUCCAGGUCAUCGACCCUCAGCCACAAGUUCAUAUCCAGAACCAGUCUCAGACUCAGUCUCAGGCCCCACAUCCACAAGUCACAAAGUUGGACCUUCAGCCCAAGACUGCUGUGAUGGUGACCAAGCAACCUCAGCCACAACAGCCGGUUGUUCAGAAGCCACAACAGCCGGCUGAGCCAGUGUUGAAGCAAGGCAAGUCACAGAAUGAUAUGAUGUCCAAGCAGUCAUCGUCCUCAGCCCAGCCAGCCAAGCAGAGUAUCCAACUCAAACAACAACUUCAACUCGAGUUGGACAGUCCACAUUUUGAGCCACCUCCUGCCCUCAUCAUUCGCAAGCCCAACGAGAAGUCAUCAUCAUCAUCAUCGUCCGCGCCACAACAACAACAACAACAACAAUCACACAACAACAAACAAUCAACAUCAGCAUCAUACUACGACAGACAACAACAGAUGUUCAACAACUUACAAGAUGAUGUGAUAUUGGAAGUUGAUGAGCAGGAGUUGGAGCGCGAGCUCAAUGGCGCUGAUCUGUUGGACGACGAGGAUCCAUAUGAUUUGGCCAAGUUCAGCAAGAAGGAUGUGGCAUUGAUCAAUGCCAAGUCCGAAGAAGGCAGUGUGCACACAUUCUCCGAAGAAGAAAAGGUAGCCUACUCCAAGUUCAUCUCUGAGAUCCUCUCCGACCAACAAUCCGGCCUGAGCAACUACAUCCCCAUCGACUCAUCCACCAACAUGUUAUUCACAGCCUGCAGUGAUGGUGUCCUACUCAAUAAACUGAUGGAGGCAAUGUUCCCCAGCCAAGUUGACUUGAAGGGAUUGGUGAUCAAGUUAAAGAUCAAUCCAUUCGAGAUGAUUGGUAACCAGAAUAUUGUGAUCAAGAAUGCAACAAAAGUUGGAUGUGUCAUCGUCAACAUUGGAGCUCAAGACCUCGUCAACGCCACACCCUACCUCGUACUCGGUAUCAUCUGGCAGAUCAUCAAAGCUGGACUAUUAUCCAAGGUCAAUCAGAAUGCCAAUGAGAUAUUGGAUAUAUUGUUUGAGGAAGAGGAUGAGGAUAUGAUGUUGGACUCGGCAAAUGGAAUGAUUCCAAGCAAGAGGAUGUUGCAUAAGGAUGGACACGAGCACUCAGCCGAACAGAUUCUAAUUCGUUGGGUCAACUUCCAUUUGGAGAAGGCAAAGUGCGCACGUGUCAUCUCCAACUUUAGCGAGGACAUCCAGGACAGUGUGGUCUACUCACACUUGUUCGCUCAGUUGGUGCCGCCCGAGUUUGCUCACCUGGUCAACAAGGUCCAGAGCGAGCCCAACCUGUUCACGCGUGCCGAGUACAUCACCGAGGCAUGUGGCAAGCUUGGUGUCAAGUGCUUCCUCACACCAUCCGACAUUGCCUUGGGCCACCCCAAGCUCAACUUGGCUCUUGUGGCAUCGCUCUUCAACUCUGAGGCGUCCAUUGCUGACAUGCGUCAACGCCUUGAAGGCGAGAAGAGUGAGCGCGACCGUCUUGAGCGCGAGAAGAUGGACCAGUCCGCCCUGGAGCGUGAGCGUCGCGAGUUUGAACGCCUGGCACGUGAGCGCGAGGAGCAAGAGCGUGCCGAGCGCCUGCGUCUCGAGCAGGAGCGCAAGGCCCAGGAGUUGGAGGAGCUGGAGCGUGCCGAGCGCCAGCGCGCCGAACGCGAGCGCCUGGAGCGUGAGAUUGCCGAUCUAGAGCGUGCCGAGCGCGAACGCAAGCGUGCCGAGCGUGAGAUGAUGGAGGAAGAGUGGGCCGAACGUGAGCGCGAGGAACGUGAACGCUACGAGCGCGACAAGGCCGACCGCGAGAGAUAUGAACGCGACAAGAUGGAGCAGGACGCUGCGACGCGCGAGCGCCGCGAGAACAACAAGGAGUUCAAGAUUGUGAUGCGCAUCCAGAAGCGCAUUACCGAGUCACCAGAGGUCUUUGAGAACCUGGACAAGCUAAAGGGUGAGAUCACCGAGCUCAAGCGCAACAUCAUUGGCGAGAUGCGUACGACUACUGGAAUGCGCGCCGACCUGCGUCGCCUGACCAAGACCAUCGAUGUCGUUCGCGAGAACCGCGCCGAGCGCAAGAAGUUGGCACAGAGACAGCACAAGCGUGUGCCACAGCCAAACAAGGGCGUGCCACCCCAGCUCAACGAGAUCAAGAUGAAGAACUACCAGAGCUUAUUCCACCACCUCCAGACUCAUCCCAAGCUGAUGGGUCGUGUUCUCUACCUGCUCAGCAGCAGCCAGUUGACCAAGACCUCGCAGAACGUCCUCCUGAGCAUGUUCCCAUUCGAGGUGUCCCCUCGCGAGGAGGAUCUCUUCCUCAAGUGUCUGAGCACUGCCCUGGACUACCAGAUGGCCGCGUCUGCCUGUCUCACUGACUUUGUUGCCGUGGACUCGGUGCCAACACAUCUGCUCUAUGGCUACUUCAAGAAGCGUGGCUACAAGUACCUGCAGGAUGUGAUCGCUCCAAUGAUCAGCAAGGUGCUGUCGACGCCAGAGCUCAACCUCAACUUUGACCCACUCUGGAUCAACAAGGAGUUGCAGAAUGAGAAUGUAAUCAAUCAUGGUGCAUCACACAAGCAUGGCGCCGCCGUCUCCAAGACACACGAGCAGGCGCUGGAGGACCCCAAGGUCGCAACUCUUCACAACAACCGUCUAGCCCAACUACUCGAGUUGGCCGAAGGUUUCUUUGAUCGCAUCGUUCGCUCAGUCGAUCAGAUCCCAGCUCAGAUCCGCUACAUGUGUCGCGAAGUCACUGAGAAAGCUCGCGUGGCUUAUGGUGGCAAGGGCGACCCCGACUUCCAGGUGCCAUACUACUGCUUCAUCUACCGUUUCGUUGCGGCUGUGAUCGCUUCGCCAGACUUGCUCAAUGAGUUGGUCCUCCAACAACAUCCAAUGAUCUCAUUCCAGCAACGCGCCAACCUGUCACUGAUCUCGCGCGUCCUUCAAUCAGCUUUCUCCAACACUGCUUGGCAACACACAUAUCAGACGCCCAAGAUCGCGUCCUGGAUUGACGCCCACAAGGAUGUCGCCGCCAAGUUCCUGUACACCAUCCCCGACGUACCAGAUCUCGACGACCUCGUCCACUUCAACGACUACAAUGACAUAAUGAACGAGAAUGGCAUCCACUUCUGCACAGUUAUCGGACUGUCCGAGGUGAUCUGGAUGCACGAGACCAUCGCCAGCGUGUUCUACGACCUGGUCAAUUGCCGCUCCCUCUCCUUUGAGGAGGUACGCAUGAGUGAUACUCGUUCCAGUUUGUCUGAUCGCUACUCGACCAACGGCGCGCAGACACGCCGCUCAACACUGCCAACUAUCAAGUCCAAGAGCGACGACGACGAGCUUGAUGGCGGAUUGGGCCGCCUUCAGACUAUUCUGAACCGUCUAGAAUCACCUCUGAUGCUGCCAGAGCAAGGUGAUCGCGUCAUCCAACUGACAUUCAUCAAUCACCAGGCACCAGGUGGUGACUCGUCGGACAGCCAUCACCGCGAUCAGUUCAAGGAGGCAAAGCGAUGGAUGAUCGACAUCCUCGCAAAGACUCCAUCACCUCGCAAGGACGUCAACACAAUCAAGAUCCUACAGGACGCCAUUGUCUUCUGCAAGUCUCAGAACAACACAGCUGAGAACAUGUCACUCGUGGCCAAGUGUGACCAGCUCAUCGACCGUCUACGCACAUUCCGCCAGGAGUUGGUCAGCAGCGAGCCACAUAUAUUUGACAUCUUCUUGCUGCAGGUCGAGAUGGAACUAGAGAUGAUCCUUCGCAAGAACAAGUUGAUGCGUAGCGAGCUCACCCGUCUCUACAGUCUGCUCAAGGCCACACGUGUCGAGUCCGCGCCACUACAGGAGUUGGUCAAGUUCCAGGAGGGUCAACUUGCCAAAGCCGUCGCCAAGAAGCAACUCAAGCAUAUGGAGCGCAAGAGUGAGGUGAAGAUCAAGCCGGUCAAGCAGACAUUGCUAGAGCUGGUCAAGCGAGGAGUAGUGGUCAGCAGUGAGGUGCCAGAGGCGGCAUUUGGAAAGACAAACGUAACAAUCAAACCAGUUGGCUAUGGAAUCUUUGAGAUAGAGGCACGUCUUGGCACAGUGUCCAAGACAGUCGUUCUGGAUCUGGAUCGUCUGUUGGAGUUUAGCAAGCAUCACGUCGAUGAGUUCCCACUUGAGGGUAUUACCCUGGAUGUCAACGUGACCAUCCAUGUACUAAAGAAACAAUUCAACCUUAUUUAA
This is a messenger RNA of Acytostelium subglobosum LB1, 4938 nucleotides long. RefSeq lists its product as hypothetical. Lineage: Eukaryota; Evosea; Eumycetozoa; Acytosteliales; Acytosteliaceae. Bases 1 to 4938 code for a protein of 1645 amino acids. Gene Ontology annotation, cellular component: cytoplasm; actin filament; actin filament bundle. Gene Ontology annotation, biological process: actin filament bundle assembly; actin filament network formation; regulation of GTPase activity. Gene Ontology annotation, molecular function: actin filament binding. The transcript has 3 exons. The record is from RefSeq and is a predicted model, not a curated record.